UCGUGGCACGCGAGCCAACCCAACCUGUGCCUCAGUCAGGGCAGUGCCACAGUGAUGACAGGAGGGAGCCAGUUGGGUACGGCCACUGGGAAUACCACGACUUCACUUUCUUCUUCUUUUGUAGACCUCUGACGCUUUGUAUCGCUUCUUAGGUCUUCAUUUCACACUGACGCACGUAGCUCAUUCGCGUGUUAGUGUUCUCGACUAUAUCCGGAUUCGACUCAAUACGAGACACCAUUAUUUAAUAUUGUUAUACAUGAAAAGUGUGCGAAAAGUUAUCCUGCAGUGCCAUAAGUGAUCCUUUUUUAGUACGCGAAGCACAGGAGAUUGUUUCAACGUCGGAUACUAUGUUUGAAAGGUCGCUGUGACACAAGUGAAGGAAGAGGAGCUUUGGAUAGUCGCCGAAGCAGGUGCAGUCUCUCCGGCCGGCGCUUCGGUGUACCAAGCAUGACGAGCAACGCUAUUCGGGGCAUCAGACGCAAGAAGUCCUCCCUCUCCGAAGUCAAGAUCGCCGUGCUGGGGGCUCCGGGGGUCGGCAAGAGCGCGCUAAUCGUCCGCUUCCUCACCAAGAGAUACAUUGGAGAGUACGACCACCAGGCAGAGCAACGGUACAGAAAUGAGAUCCUGGUGGACGGAGAACCGGUGCUGUUUGAAAUCCUGGACACCUGUAGCAAGAACAUGGAGGCACUACCAUCGCAGGAGACCAUCAACUGGGCGGACGGGUUCCUCCUCGUCUACUCCAUCACGGACCGGCAGAGCUUUAAUUGGGCCAAACGCGUGAGGCUGCACAUCUGCGAGCGCAAGGCAGGGGGGCGCGGCGGCGGGUUGGGCAGCGCCGCCACCCUCACGCCCACGGCCCUACCUCUCUCGGGCGGCAUGGGCGGCGACGUGUCCCCUACCCUCGGCCCGCCCAUGGUGCUGCUGGCCAACAAGGCGGACAUGGUGCACCUCAGACAGGUGUCCACGGAGGAGGGCGAGAUCUUGGCCAAGGACCUGGAGAGCUUCUUCUGCGAGGUGGCGGCGUCGGAACACGUGCUGCAGGUGGCCAACGCCUUCCACGAGGUGUUCAAGGAGGUGCAGAACGUGCGGAAGAGGAACAAGACGUCGCUGCUGGACCGGGUGUUGGGCAGCAAGGCGACGCGGAUAUACGUGCGAGGGAAAAGCGACUCCGCGCUGCCUAAAGACUGACUCCUGAACUUCAUGUUAAACUGAGCUUCAGACAAACGCCCCUCUCGGCCCCGCCCACUGGUACUCUGCUCGCCGGCCAAGAAAAGUGUGGACGCGACUCAGCCAUGCAGCGAGAUACUUUGGCCUUGCGAGCUGAAGUGUAGAAGCAUCUUUUUGGCUCCUCGCAUCCACUUCCUGUUGAUGGGAACACGGACCGAUCACUCAUCCUGCCGAAAAUGUAGCAAUGCAAAACAUACGUCUAUAUUCUCCAACAUUUCAGGGCUAAUACAUCCAUGUUUUAAAAGGCUUUCGUAGAGGUUGUGUUGUGAGGGUAUUUCCAUGGGCGUUUUUUAUGAGCCUAGUGAUGGUCUGACAAGGUCUCUGCACCAUGGAAUUGAAAAACACUCAUGAGAACCCGACGAAUCUCCUUUGCGGCCUCUGAAAGUAUUUGUUGUGAGAGCCGAAAGCGUCUGGGAGUACGGGAGUCGAGAUCGGGAAUCCUAUCCAUGUGUUUUACGACGUGUCCCCGAUUCUCUCUGAUCCGAUGUGUGUGUGAUACUUCUAUUCGUAGCAACCUUUAGCCAGUGCUCAAUAUUUUGUUUCGGAAUACUAUUUUCGUACUCUCUAUAUAACCAACCCAAUGGAGGUCCCCACUUGAGUGCCUGCAUGCAUCUAUCUGUGAAUGGUAUAUAUAUUUGUUAUGAGUACAAAUGUGCAUCAACAAGCAACGAAGAAACUCCCAUCGAUUUAUUUUCUCCAGUGAUUCCAAAUUUUCAGGGGCGUUUGGAAGCGAACAGUGCGUAGGUGGCGAGGGCGAGGCAAGAAAUGAAGAGCACGAAGAGACAGUUUGUCACUUGUGAUGGGAAACUCUUGAAAGCUUUCCCAGUAUUACAUUGUGAGUGAUCGGAGAGGUGGAUGUUUGAAGCUUGAUUUAACAUGACGUUAAGUGGACUAAUUGAAUCUAGACAGCUGGGAUCAUCGUCGGUCCUUAUAGAAAAGGAAAAUAUUGAAAAACGACUCAUGACGUUUCUGCCAGCGAAGUGUUCGAAAUAGUAAAAGGUAGAUGGACAAACACGAACGCUAAAAGAUAGACAGACGACACGAACGCCAAACAAUGCAGGUUCUUGUUAUAGUAUAUGUCACAUGGGCAGCAGUCAGAUUGAUGGACGCCAGUAAAAGCAGGUUCUUGUUUUAUUCUACGAAGGCCAGUCAAUGCAGUUUCUUGUUAUAGUCAACGUCACGGGCAGCAGAAGGCGAAGGUGGUGUGUCAGGCAAAACUUCUAUCGGUCUGUAUCACCUGGUCAGCCUCCUGUGGUGUGGAGCGUCGGGGCUUACGAAGUCUGUAAUACACUGGUGGCAGCGGUUGACUCAAAUGGUGACGCACGGGACGGGGAUCCUGCUGGUGCCUCUGAAGGUAUGAAGCCCGUCGAUUCAACAGAACAAUUUUGCCGUUGUUACCAAAGCAAUAAUAGCGUUGAUAUUUUUUUAUAACGACGAAAAAUGAAUAGCGCCAUAUCUCUCUAGACACGCAUUUUGUUAUUAGGUUGUUGUUAUCUCUGAGCAAAGAUACGUAGCGUUUGUAUUUCGUCUUUUUUCAGUUGUAAAAAUGAAUAACACCAUAUUUAUACACGCAACCUGUUAUUAUUGUAUAUUAUUUUAGGAUUUUGCACAUACGUAUCAUGCAAACUUGUCAGCGAUCCCGGUCACAUCUGUUUCCACAUACUGAACCCAUGUCCCUCCCCUUCCCCUUCUCCCCAUCCCUCCACCCCCACCCGAGUGCCUACGACCUCGCUAUAGUUUACGCAGAGAACCUUUUGCACAAUCUGUACGGCUGAGGUCCAUCUGCAUCUGCAUGAAUACCACUCACUGUACGCUAGACAAUAAAGUUUUCUGAUAA
Eriocheir sinensis (Chinese mitten crab) is the source of this 3064-nucleotide messenger RNA. RefSeq names its product ras-related and estrogen-regulated growth inhibitor-like. Gene Ontology annotation, molecular function: GTP binding; GTPase activity. The coding region runs from base 448 to 1188 and encodes 246 amino acids. The transcript has 6 exons. NCBI's taxonomy places the organism in Eukaryota, Metazoa, Arthropoda, Malacostraca, Decapoda, Varunidae. The record is from RefSeq and is a predicted model, not a curated record.